CAUUCUCAUUCUAUCUCUCACUCACACACACACACAAACCUGGGACACCCGAUUAAAUUUUCCUGUCGCUCCUAAUUUUUGUCCAGACAAUUAUUGAUUGAUUUUGACUGCCCGAGGGCAGAGUAGACUCUUUCAAAACCCAUCAACAGAGGGCUGUGCUUGGUUUUAGAAAGGGGAAAGAGAGCUUGGCUCCCAUCCGAGCUGAUUUGGAUUAAAUUAUUUGAACAUGUGUGUUGACUGACGCAAACGCCGAGAGUUAUUUGUUGCUGAAAUUGUCCUCCACUUGCUCUCACAUCUGGAAUGUAGCUUGCUGCGGACAAUAUAGGAAUUGCAGAGAUUCCCGUGCUUUUCCAGAGAUGACAAACCAAUCUGACAUUCAUAUCUCAGAGCGUCACCCAAGCCUGGAUGAAUUGCCCAAACCUCCCUUUUCAAAGCAUUGCAGUUGGUUGGAAAGAAAUCUACUUCUCUUGCUGACCAUUCUCGGAGUUAUUCUGGGCUCUGUGUUCGGUUGUCUUCUACGCAUGGUUCCUGACCUGGGACCCAACUUCCUCCUCCUCGUCUCCUUCCCUGGUGACAUCCUCAUGCGAAUGCUCAAGAUGUUGAUUCUCCCACUCGUCAUCUCCAGUCUGAUCUCAGGGCUCGCGAGCCUUGAUGCCAAAUCGAGUGGGAGGAUGGGCUCCCGGGCCUUGGUGUACUACAUGUCCACGACGGUCAUUGCUACUGCUCUCGGUGUGGUUCUGGUGAUUGCCAUCCACCCUGGCAACCAAAAGCUCAAGAAGUCAAUGUCCGUGAUAUCCAGGAACCCCGAAGUGUCAAGUUUAGAUGCGUUCCUGGAUCUCAUCCGGAAUCUGUUCCCGGAAAACCUUGUUCAAGCAUGUUUCCAACAGGUGCAGACGGUAUCAAAGAAGGUUCUAGUCUCUCUCCCUGAUGACAUCAAGUCGGACAACUCAACCCAAGCGGUCACAUCGAAUGCUUCCUUCCCAAAUGGGACCCUUCCUGCUGCCAAUGCCCGGCAGAUCUUCAUAACGAAGAAACAAUUGGAGCUCAAAUGGGGAAUGAAUGUUCUAGGACUGAUUGGAUUCUUCAUUGCGUUUGGGAUAUCCAUGGGGAAGAUGGGCGAAAGGGCACAUAUCAUGGCUGAGUUCUUCAACGUCCUCAAUGAAAUCAUCAUGAAGCUGGUUUCAAUGAUCAUGUGGUACUCUCCGUUGGGAAUUGCCUCCCUGAUCUGUGGGAAAAUCGCAGCCAUCAAGGACCUGGAGGUGGUCGCCCAGCAGCUCGGCAUGUACAUGGUGACAGUGAUGGUGGGCCUUGUUAUUCAUGGCGCCCUCAUUCUCCCCGCCAUCUAUCUCCUCAUCACCAAGAAGAACCCACUCACCUUCUACGGUGGGAUAUUUCAGGCUUGGAUCACAGCUCUCGGCACUGCCUCAAGUGCAGGAACUCUACCGGUGACCUUUCGCUGUCUCGAAGAAAACCUGCAUAUCGACAAACGGGUGACUCGGUUUGUGUUGCCGAUUGGUGCUACCAUAAACAUGGAUGGGACGGCAUUAUAUGAAGCGGUGGCGGCCAUCUUUAUCGCCCAGAUGAAUGGGAUCACGCUGGACCCUGGGCAGAUAAUUACAGUCAGCCUGACUGCCACUCUGGCAAGCGUUGGAGCAGCCAGUAUUCCCAGCGCUGGUCUCGUCACAAUGCUGCUGAUCCUGACCGCCGUGGGUCUUCCAACUGAGGACGUCAGCUUGCUCAUUGCUGUUGAUUGGCUCCUCGAUCGUAUGAGGACAUCGGUGAACGUGGUUGGUGACUCAUUCGGAGCUGGGAUAGUCCACGAUCUCUCCAAACUAGAACUGGCAGCCAUUGAUGCCCAGCACGCAGAUCAAAACAACUUGGAAAUGGUCAAGCUCCGGCCAUCGCUUGACAACGAGAAGAUCUACAAGAUGGAGGUUACACCUCUGCUUCCCUACGCAGGAUAUAACUCAAUACCAACUAUCGAUUACGAAACCACAGACAUCAAGAACGAUGGCUCCGACCAGGAUGACAAUGAACCAGCAGAACUGAAGGAACCCGAAGAAUUGAGUUACAAAGAGACAAAAAAAACUACCUAAUUGUGAUAAGGAGAAACGGAUUUCGAGAGAAGGAUAAAAACAUGGAAGAGGAAUAAUCUGAUUCCGUGCAUUUUUUUUAAAAAAAGUAUUUUCCCUUCUUAGAGAGCAAAAAAAAAUUAGUUUUAAUAGAAGCCAAACAGUAUUUUCCAGUCAACUCUGUUUUAGAUGGCUAACUCAUAUUGCAAGGUUUGUCAGAUGGAUUCCCACCUUUAAACAUUAUAUAAGAAAGAACUUCAGCACAGCUUUGGUUUGCUAACUCUCUAGGGUUACCCUGUAGUCUCCAGGAUUUAAACGGUGAGUCUCCUGUACCCUGCUCUGAGCCACUCAGGAGGAAAGUCGAAGGGGCACACAAAUUUUAUUUUAAAGUUGUCUCCAGCUAGUUCUGUUUGUGGGUUGUUAAAAUGAUGGACGUGGGGAUAGGGAUGGUCACUCCAUCAGAUAAUACAGUCUAUUGCCUUUAUGGGGGCAGCCAGGAAGGGAUGAAGGGACACUAUUGAACCGGGAAGUGUUGGGGACGAAUGGUGGGAGUGUAAGCCGUCAGUGAUAGUAUAUGUUCAGAUAGAGUUGGUGACCCUAACGUACAGUUGUUUAAUUCCUGUGGGUAGGGUUGACAACUUGAUGGGACAGUGGGGUCUAAAAGGAAUAGAAGACGAUGAACGAAGGCAAGGAAAGACCAAAAGACAGAAGAUAUCUGAGCGAGAAGAGGCUACGGUGAAGCUGUGUGUUUUGCUAAAAGUAUGUUAAUUGAUGUGGGGUGAAGGCAUGUAUGUACGUAAUUCCAACAAUAAUCAUUGGAUUCCUACAGUGCAGAUAAAGGCCAAUUGGCCCAUUAAGUCCACACCAACCCGCUGGGGAGCAUCCCAUCUCGACCCUGCUCCCCAACCCCAUCCCCAUAGCUAACCCAUCUAGCCUGGGCAACUUAGCAUGGCUAACCUACCUAACCUGCACAUCUUUUGACCGUGGGAGGAAACUAGAGCAGACUUACAAAAAUGUGGGGAGAGCGUAUAAAAUCCAUACUGACAGUUUCCCAAGGGAUGGAUCGAGCCCAGGCCCCUGAUACUGGGAAGUAGCAGUGCUAACCACUGAGCCACCAUGCUGUCUUUCAUGAAAGAGCAAGCCGAGGUAUUGAUAAACCAGCAAAUCAGUUCUCAUCAACACCGCGUCUAGUUGCCUCUAAUAAUUCUUUAGGAGUCUCAUUCCCCUUUCAGUCAGAAUACUCCAUAACAUCAGCACCAUCGGUGCACAGAGAUUGCUUCUAUUUCUUUCCUUCCCCUUUAGCUUUUUGCCAAAUAUUUUAAGUCUCUGACAUCGAGUUACUGACUCACUUGCCAGAGUAAAUAACUCAAUCAGAUCCCUUCACAACGGUGAGCACCUCCUGAGAUGCCAUAUACCUAUAGAUUAUGGGUGGUCUCUAGACAACUCACUCAAGAAUCAUCCAGGUGCCUAUAUUAUUGUUACUCUCACGCACCUCAAGAACAUUUAAGAUUUUAGAGUAGAUUUGUAGCUCGAGUUGUGGUCGGUUGGCUCGGCUAGAUGGUUUGUUGUUUCGCAGACGUUCCAUUACCCUGCUGGGUAACAUCAGCAGCGCAGCCUCCAAUGAAGCGCUGCUGUGCUUUUCCACCGCCAUUUAAAGUCUGGCAUCCAUUGAGCUGGAUUACCUCACUUCCAGUUUUCCUUCGCAGCAGACCGUCUAUGGGGUCUAGCUGUAUGUGUUUGUUGAUGGUUUUCUUCGUGGAGAACCGGGCCUCUAGGGAUUCCCAUGCUUGUCUCUGCUCAGUUUGUUCCAGGAUCUUAGUGUUACCCCAAUCAAAUUAUCCAUGUGAAUGGAGAUGAGUGAGUAUUGGUCGUGUCUUUUUGUUGCCAGUAGAUGUUGGUGUACUCUUGUGACUAACUUCCAUCCUGUCUGUCCAAUGUAAUGUUUGUCACAGUCUUGGCAAGGAAUUUGUAUAUAACGUUGGUUCUGUUCACAGUGGGUAACAGGUCUUUGGUUUGGGUUAGCAGUUGGUGUAGGGUUGAUGUGGGUUUGUGUGCUACUCAAGGACCUUGUUACAGUAAACAAUCUCCAAAGCAAGGCAGCAUGAUUCUCUGACUAGCACUGUGUGGGUGGUCUCUUUAAAAAUUGCAACAUAAAAAUGCUGGGGUUAAUUUGGACAGGAGUAGAAUGGAAAUACUGUGUUCAGUUCUAGUCACCUUGUUAGAGGAAAGAUAUUGUUAAACUUGAAAGAGUGCAGAAAACAUUUACAAGGAUGUUGCCGGGUUGGAGGGUUUGAGCUAUAGGGACAGGCUGUAUAGACUGGGGCUAUUUUCCCUGGAGCAUUGGACGCUGAGGGGUGCCCUUAUAGAGGUUUAUAAAAUCAUGAAGGAUAUAGAUAGAGUGAAUAGAAAAGGUCUUUCUCCCCAGAGUACAGGAAGUCCAAAGCUAAAGGACCUAGGCUUAAGGUGAGAGGGGAAAGAUUUAAAAGGGAACUAAGGGGAAACUUUUUCAUGCAGAGGAUGGUGCAUGCAUGGAAUGAACUGCCAGAGGAAGUGGUGGAGGCUGGUACAAUUACAACAUUCAAAAGGCAUCUGGAUGGGUAUAUGAGUAGGAAGGGUUUAUAGGGAUAUAGGCCAAAUGUGGGCAAAUGGGGCCAGAUUAAUUUAGGAUAUCUGGGUGGCGUGGAUGUGUUAGACCGAAGGGUCUAUUUCCGUGCUGUACGACCCUAUGAUAAGCAGAAAUUGUGUUAGCUUUAUGCAGAAUCUUGGUUAGAUCACACUUGGUGCAGAGAUCUCGUCUCCAAAUUAAUAAAAAUCUCAAAGUCACUGGAGGAAACAAAACAAUGAUUUGCCAGAAGUCAUGGUCCCAAGGAAAUGUUGAACAGGUUGAUACUUCUUUCUGUAGAAAAGCAAAAAUCACAUGGAGGUGUGAUUAAAUCCUUUGAAGUAAUGAUUGGGUUUGAUAGGAUGGACAUUGAGAAAAUCUUUCCAAUUGUGGGAGUGACGUAAAAUCAGGGGACACUGUGGCACAGUGAUACUCCCAAAAGACAAGAAAAAAGGAAGAAAAAGAAAAAAGUACAGCAAGACACCCUCUUGUGGCACAGUGGUAGUGCCCCUAAGAAUAAAAAAGAAAAAGCAGAUUUGUUUUGGGGCUGUUGUGGCGCAGUGUUAGUGUUCCUACCCCUUGGACCAAGUGACCCGGCUUAAGUCCCAACUAUUCCAAAAGUGCACCUCUCUGAACAGGUUGAUUAGCAAAAUUCGUUAAUGAAUUUUAAAAAAAAUCUUGGGACCAUAAAUGUGAGACAAUAAUUGAUAAAUCCAACAGGGAAUUCAGGAGAUAAGGCCUUCACCCAGUUAGAAGUGAGAAUUCACAGGAUGAGGGUGUUGCUGGCUGGGCCAACAUUUUUCUGUCCAAGAGGGCAGUGAAGAAUUUACCACAUUGCUUUGGGUUUGGAGUUACAUGUAGGCCAGACCGGGUAAGGAUGGCAGUUCCCUUCCCCAGAAGAUUAAUGAACCAUAUAGGGAUUUUCCAACAAUGGAUUCAUGGUCACCAUCAGUUCUUAAUUCCAGAUUUACAAAAGAAUGAAGUCAAAUACCACUAUCUGACAAAGCAAGAUUCAAACCCAGAUCCAAAAACAGGAGUUGCUGGAAAAGCUCAGCAGAUCUGGCAGCACCUAUGAAGAAAAGAAUCAGAGUUAACGGUUCGGGUCCAGUGGCCCUUCCUCGGAACUGGAAAACUCAAACCCAGGUCCCCAUGUUAACAAUCUCAAGUUAACAGUCCAGCAAUAAUACCACUAGGCCAUCACCUCCCCAUGAAACCUGAGCUUGCAUGGAGUGGUGAGUAUUGGGAAGAAUUUAAGGCGAAACUGAAUAAGUAGUUGAGAAAGAAAUGAUAGGAUGAAAUGUAACAAGAUUGGAUUCGUGGAACGUGGCAUUGAAAAAAUAGCCUGUUUCUGUGCUGUAAAUUUAACAUAAUUACACUUUGGUAGUGCUUUAAAUUGAGAUGUUCUGGUGCAAUGAUAGCUCCCUUACCUCUGACCUGGAAGCUCUGGGCUCAAUUUGUAUGGCAGGAUUUAUUGUCCAUGGAAGAUGUAUUUCUGAUGUGGCCAAACAGUUCGCUUGUAAGCAGGAGAUUUUCCCAUCCUGCAGAAAGCAAUGGCAAGCUACCAUAGCAUUUUGCCCAUAAAUGUAGGACAAUUCCAUGGAUACCCGUGGGCCAAUUCUGGGAAACAAGUGUGGCAGAAGAGACAGAACGGUUUAGGUGAUUCUUCAUAUGCAUUUAGCGAAUUGGUUAGUGCUUGAAUAUUCCAACAAUCUGUGCAGUUUUGACUAUUGGCUUUCAUCUAAGCAUAGCCACCAGGCCAUUAUCUGGAGAAUGGUUUGGUGGGAAGUGGGAAAGUUCAAAUUGAUAAAUAUACCCUUCAACCUUUAUAAGGAGUGAUCUGUGGAUCAUUUAACUCUGAUAUCUAGUUGUCAAGUCUGAUAUAAAUAGUGUUUGUAACUUGAGAUUUCCUACUGGAGAUAACUGAAUCUCAAAGAGACGAACUGACACAUGUAAUUGGGAAGGAUCAGCUCUUGAGUCUGUUCUGCACAGAUGUGAAUUCUGCACACUGUCGCCCGUGCAUCUGCUGUUCCACUCCAGAAAACCAGGCAGGGAUGGAUUGAACCUUUGUACGCUAUAUAAUACUUUUAUUUGCAGAAAUUCACAUUAUAAGCACAAACAUCCAGCUAAUUCGAACAGGACUGGAUAGACUAGAUGCAGGAUGGAUAGUUUCCCCAGUUGGGUUCUUGAACCAGGGGAUACAACUUCAGGAUCCAGUGGAUAGACUUUUUUGAACUAAAAUGGGGAAAUUUUUUUUCCUUCAGAGGGUAGUGAACCAGUGGAAUUCUCUACCACAGGAGGCUGUGGAAGCCAAGUCACUGAAUACAUUCAAGAAAGAGAUUAAAAAUAUCUAAAAUCUAGAAAUAGAUCAAACGGCCUGUUGAGAGAUGUCAUGUACACGCGAGAUUUGAACCCAGGUCUUUUAAACAUAGAGAAUAGGUGCAGGAGCAGGCCAUUCAGCCUUUUGAGCCUGCUCUACCAUUCAAUACAGUCAUGGCUGAUCAUGCGAUCUCAGUAACCCACUCCCGCUCUCUCCCCAUAUCCCUUGAUCCCUUUAGCAGUAAGCACCGUGUCCAGCUCCCUGUUGAAUAAAGCUAAUGAACUGGCCCCAGCAGCUUUCUAGCUCAGACAGAGGGACACUACCACUGUGCCACAAGUGCCCUCAUUUCUAGAUUUUGUUGACCCCAAGAGGUUUGGGGGAAAAAGUGGGAAAAUGGUUUUGAGAUAGAGGAUCUGCGACGAUCGUGUUGAAUGAUGGAGCAGGCUCGAAGGACUGAACGGCCUCCUCCUGCUCCUAGUUUCUCUGUUUCUGUGAAUCCCCAUCGCCAAUGAUUCGGUCUGCUCCUCUAUGUAGAAACACAAGUGAACCCCAGUUAAAGUCCACCACUCAACACUUUUGAAGUACCCAAUCACUCUGCAUUUAAUGUUUCCUUCCCCAUCUCCAGGAUAGAUGGUUGAUGAUCUUCCCAGCUCACCAAACCUUGCUUUACUUAGCUGUUUCUCACAGGGUGAAAGUGACAAAGUUAGAAAUCAUCAAAAACCAAGUGGUUCUAGGUCACCCCCGUACUGGGCAAACUGGGAUUUUACCAUAGAAACCUGACCUCUGGAUCCCACUGCCAUGAGGGCAUCAGCAUACAAUGCCAGCUGGGUAACAUGUCAACCAGUUUAACACCAGGGGUGGGCAUGGCAUCGCCUUACCCAUGAGACUGACUGGGCCUGUUGUUCUCAACACCCAGUGUGUUCGCGCAUCUUGGUUAUCAAAAAAAUUGGGCUGUAGUUGCAAUACUGUAGCAGAUAGCAAUCAUUUGGUUGUUCGUCAUGUGCCAUGCACUGUAUUCACUGAUUUUGUGAUGUUUUUGAUGUAACGGCUAUCAUUUUGUGUUGUUUUAAUAAACAUUUGG
Stegostoma tigrinum is the source of this 8072-nucleotide messenger RNA. RefSeq names its product excitatory amino acid transporter 2-like. Gene Ontology annotation, cellular component: plasma membrane. Gene Ontology annotation, molecular function: neutral L-amino acid transmembrane transporter activity; glutamate:sodium symporter activity; L-glutamate transmembrane transporter activity. NCBI's taxonomy places the organism in Eukaryota, Metazoa, Chordata, Chondrichthyes, Orectolobiformes, Stegostomatidae. The record is from RefSeq and is a predicted model, not a curated record. Gene Ontology annotation, biological process: L-glutamate transmembrane transport. The coding region runs from base 357 to 2096 and encodes 579 amino acids. The transcript has 11 exons.